UAGUUUCUUUAAAAUGCAUUAAAUUAGUAAGUUUUGUUUUUUUAAAAAUGUCCUCGAAUACCGAAAUGAACCAUCAUUUGCGACAAGAAUAUUGUCAAACCCGCCCGAGAUAUAGACAAGGAAAAAAGUUAACUGCUGUUAAGGUUUAUACAAUUGCUAAUGAAUCCAUACACCUAUUGGUAUUCGGUGUUCCUAAAGUUAACCUACAAAGCGAACUAAGACGAAAGUUCUUAAGAAACGGUCCCUUGGAAUUUGUUCGAUGUGUUACAAAAGAAAUCAGCGAAAAAAUGGAAAUCGAAAUGUUCACAGAUGUUUUUCAUAUAAAAUUUGAAAAACUCGAACAUGCCAGACGAGCCAAACGUUUUCUAGAUGCACAACAGUUUUACGGUGGUAUUUUACACAUAUCCUAUGCACCCGAAUAUGAGACUUGUGAUGAAAUUCGUGCUAAAAUGGCUAGGCGGAGAAUGGAAGUGAGAUAUCAAAUGAGAAUAAACCAAAUAGAAGCCGAAAGAAAUAAAACAACAAAAGAGCCAAGUUAAAAUUUUCGUUUUUUUUUUAUUAAAUAUGUUUUACAAUAGUAACAUGUAAAUAAUUAAAAGAAUUAUUAUUUUUAACUAAUAACUUAAAGUUGUGU
Molecule: messenger RNA, 634 nt
Organism: Eupeodes corollae
Lineage: Eukaryota; Metazoa; Arthropoda; Insecta; Diptera; Syrphidae
Product: RNA-binding protein 48
Exons: 3
Coding region: 48-539 (163 amino acids)
Cellular component (GO): nucleoplasm
Molecular function (GO): nucleic acid binding
Source: RefSeq, a predicted model, not a curated record